AAACGUACGAUUGAGAAAGAGGGAGAGACUGUGAGAGACUCGCUGAGGGAGCGUAGAAUCGGCGAGUGCGGCACAUUUUCCCGUUCUCCGAAAAUUUUCCACUCGCGUCUCAAAGUGACCGGCGAUCUCGGCGGGAGCGAUUUUUCAUUUGACUCUCGUCGCAUUCGUUCGUCGAGUUUUCUUUCGCGGACACAGAGGGAAUAAUUGUGAAAAGUGAUCCCCGCGAUUUUUCGACGCGACGUCUCGUCGUUCGCGCAGACGUCCCGCCGGAGUCUCGCUCGGUUUGAUGCAUCCCUCAUACAGCUGACAACAGAGACGUACUUUACAUAGAAGAUUACUCCUUAAAGUACUGACCUUUUCUAAGAAAGAAAAGAGUGCAGAAAGAUUUGAUGCGAUAGUCACACAAUAGACAUAUUCAAUUAGUCUGACAGCCGCCUUGAAUGAUUCAGCUCAGUCAAGGUAACGAAGAAAAAAAACUUAAAGCGACAAGAAUCGGGUCAUAGCCAUGAAGUCCGCAAUCGCGCUACAGCAGUUUAAAAAAUGCAUCAUCUUAUUUAUAAUAGGCAUCGGAUGUAGUUCCUUAACAUAUAUGAUUUACAUCAUCGAUCCUAUAACCAUGAUAUUGGAAUAUAACCUACAAAUGUCACCGCACUCAUUACUCUUUACAAUAUGGAAGAAACCACCUCUUGACAUUUAUUUAAAUGUAUAUAUAUUUAACAUUACCAAUCCAGAAGAAUUUCUAAGCGGUAAAGAGAAGCUUAAAGUCGAAGAAAUAGGGCCAUAUGUGUAUCAAGAAUUUGUUGUGCACGAUAACAUCACGUAUAACGAUAACGGCACUAUGACUUACAUUCCCAGAAGGACGGUAGUUUAUGUUCCCGAGAAGUCAGUCGAUGAUCCUAUGAUGAACAUAGUUAACGUUCCAAAUGUACCUCUCUUGGGUGUCUCAUCCGCUUUGAGUAAUGCUGGAUUUAUAGUGAACUUUCCUUUGAUACAACUGGCUAAUGUAUUGAAUUCGAAACCGAUUCUCAAUAUCUCGGUACACGAAUAUUUGUGGGGUUACGAGGAUCCAUUGAUAAAAUUGGCCGGUGGAAUCGUGCCGAAUUUUAUUAACUUCAUAAAAUUCGGCCUCUUGGACAGGAUGUACGACGAAGGAGAGAACAUCGUGACGAUGAUUGUUCAGAAGAACGCCGACAUGAGAAAAGAGAAUGGGCGAUAUCUCAGUAUCGACAAGUACAAUGGCAGCCCCGGAAUGGCACAAUGGGGAUAUGUCGAGACGGAGGGCAACGAGACGCGAAAAGAAAAUACAGUUUGUAACAGGCUUCAAGGUUCCACGGAAGGUAUCGUAUUCCCGUCGCACAUAGACAAGCACGCAACUUUUAGGAUCUUCAGGAAAGCGUUUUGCCGACCGUUACCGAUUCAAUUCAGGAAAGAGGUUUGGUUGGAUAACGGUCUACCUGGGUAUCUCUACACCCUCACGGACGAUUUCGCCGAUCCGCCCGAUCAGAACCCGGACAACGAAUGCUAUUGCCGCAAGAUGAAGACCUGUCUGAAGAAAGGGUUGACAGACGUAACACCGUGUUACUACAAUAUCCCGGCGGCGGUGUCGCUCCCGCAUUUCCUCGACGCCGAUCCGAGUCUGCUGGAAAAUGUGGAAGGUCUCAAGCCCGAUCGAGAGAAGCAUGAGUCUUACGUAAUACUACAAAAUACGGUCGGUGUGCCCAUAUUCUUCCACUCUAGAAUGCAGACGAAUCUGGUAAUGCAACACACACGCUUCAAUUCUAAAAUUGCGGCAUUCAAUGGCAUCACAAUACCCUUAUUUUGGUCCGAUUUGUACAUUGGGUCGACUCCGUUCUAUCUGAUAAUCGCAUUGAAAUUGAUGCUUCGAGUACUGCCGAUCGCGCAGACGGUGAUGAUGUACCUACUUGGUAUAGUCGGAGUGACGACGUCGGUGCUAUCGCUGAUAUCCAUUGUAUGGAUACUCAAUCAGCAGCAGCAGCAGCAGCAGCAGGAGCAGGAAAUGGCUAGAAAUAACGACGAUCUCGAUUUGAGGAUACCCUUAUUUAAUGCUCGUGAAUGUGAUUGCAUGGAGACACGAAAGAGAUGCGAUUCUCUUUACGAUCUUACACAUGCGUGUAUCAUCGAUGCGCGGUCCGCAGCGAUUUAGCUUGGAGUGAAGGCAAAUCGAUGGAACCUUUUUACAAUGAUCUUUUAUCCGCAGCAUCACAACGGCGGAGACUUGAAAUCAUUACGAUGAAGGGGAUUUAGGCAAUACGGUUGAAUGUACAUAGAAAUGAGUGGUAUGUCGAGUAUAUGUAUUUUUUUGGAUAUAUAUAUUGCAGUGGAAAUAAUGAAACUUUAAGUUUGAACAGGAAAGUGUAAAUAAGGUUUCGAAUGUUUUUAUCAUUUGUGUUCGAUUAAUUUAUAUUUUACAUUAUAUGUUAUAUUUUCGAUUAUUAAUUAUUUUAAUUUCAUACUCAAAAAAAUUACUCAAAUAACAAAUACAUAUACAUCAAAUAUGUUAGCUAGACAAUAUACAGUGCAGUUAUAAGCAUAAGUACAAGAUUUAAGUUACAAUUACGAUUUUAUAUUUAGAUUAUUUGAAUAUGUAUAAAAUUUCUGACGAUGUCUUGUUCGUCAGAAAUUUUAUACAUUUAUUAUUGGUGACAUAAUAGCAUUGUAAUUGAUAGUAUAUAUAGAAAUAGUAAAUUUUUGCAAGUUUUUAUGAUUUAGUGAUAGGUAUAUAUUCUCGGUUAACAUAUUUAAUUUAUUGUUACAUAAAAUAUUUGAUAUACUAAGAUAUUUCGUUUUUAAUUGACAGCUUCACUUUUUGUGCAGAUCAUAAGUGUGACAAGAAAUUAACUGACUGUUGGCUUUAUGAUUAAUUUUCAAUAUUGAAUUAUGUCAGAAAAAGCUUUAUGAAAAAGCAGAGAAUUGAUUUUUGUUUUUAAUAUUAAUAUCAGGACAUGAUAUUGUGAUAAAAUUUAAUUUUGAUUUAUUUAAAUGAAUCUUUUUUUUUUGUUAUCUGUGUUUAAAAAGAAAUCAAUAUUAUUAUAUAAAUAAUUGAUGAUUAUGACAGAAACACAUUAAGUUUGAAUACACAUGGGUAUAUGGUUGUAGUGUUUUUUAUAUACUUCUGCUAGGUCAACACUAUGUUAAAAGAAGAAUGUUAUUGCGUUCAUUCGUUUUUAUACUUUAAUGCUAAGCUUAUUUAUUUGUUCUGUUUUUUGCACGAUUAAAUAUUGUGUAAUGUAUACUUUUUUAAUAAAAACUAUUAAACAUUGCGAAGUUAGUUGGAAAAUAAA
This is a messenger RNA of Wasmannia auropunctata (little fire ant), 3302 nucleotides long. RefSeq names its product scavenger receptor class B member 1-like. The transcript is spliced from 13 exons. NCBI's taxonomy places the organism in Eukaryota, Metazoa, Arthropoda, Insecta, Hymenoptera, Formicidae. Bases 506 to 2164 code for a protein of 552 amino acids. Gene Ontology annotation, molecular function: scavenger receptor activity. The record is from RefSeq and is a predicted model, not a curated record. Gene Ontology annotation, cellular component: cytoplasm; membrane.